Messenger RNA from Drosophila nasuta, 1778 nucleotides. RefSeq names its product Corepressor of Pangolin (gene Coop). The coding region runs from base 431 to 1570 and encodes 379 amino acids. Gene Ontology annotation, biological process: regulation of transcription by RNA polymerase II. Gene Ontology annotation, molecular function: DNA binding. Gene Ontology annotation, cellular component: nucleus; transcription regulator complex. The record is from RefSeq and is a predicted model, not a curated record. The transcript is spliced from 2 exons. NCBI's taxonomy places the organism in Eukaryota, Metazoa, Arthropoda, Insecta, Diptera, Drosophilidae.
UUCACCAUCAACUACAACGCAAAGCAAAGCAAAGUGAAGCCUGUCUGCUGUUUUUUUUUUUGAGCCCUGUGCUGCCUGCCUUUUGAUCUCUUUCUCUCUCGCCCUAUCACGUCGGCUCACAUACACACAGACACAAAUACUCCUCUCUCUGACUCUCAGUCUUGAGCAUUUCCAUUGCGCCUUCGCCUUGCCUUCGUCUUGGUCUUGGUGAGAAGCCGCAGCCAAAAGGCACGUAAACUGGUUGUCGUCGUUAUUGCCCGUACAGCAAGCAAAAGCAGUGUCUCGUCUCGUCGUGGUCGGCGUGGCGUGCCCGUAGUUUGUUUUUUCUGCUGUUGCUCUUGCCGCUCUCUGUUUUAGUCUUGGUGUAGCGCUUGAGCUGCGCGAGUCGGACCUAUCACCAACCAACAUCAACAAUAAUAAAGUGAACAUCAUGAGUAGCAGCAUGGAUCUGGCUUACAAUGCGUCAUCAUCAUUAACGGCUUCGCCGCCGCUCCCGUCCGCCUCCUUUACGUUUACCAACACCGCCAAGCUGCCAGUUGAGACAGUCAAGCGUCUCAUUGCGGCCGUCUCGCGUCGCCCAGUGCUCUGGUUGCGAAACAAUGCGAGCGGCCAAAAGCGUAGCGAUAUUACGCCAAUUUGGUUUGACGUCGGCAAGGAUGUUAAUUUGCCAGCUGACGUUUGCCGGGUCAAAUGGGGACAUCUGCGGGACAAUUUUCGCAAGGUGUACAUACGCAACAAUCUGUCGAAUGAAUCGCCCUCCUCAUGGCGCUUCUACAACGACAUGCGAUUUAUGGAGCAUGCUGUGCAUGAGAAUAUCCUGCGUCAGUCACGCACUCGGGGUGGUGGUGGUGGUGGUAGCAACAACCACAAGAAACGUGUAACACCGCCAAUUUCCCAUUGGACAGAGAACAACAAUCUGAUACUGGAUCAUGGGGGCAUGAAAUUUGAGCCCAUGGUGGCCACCGAACCCAUUUGUGAGCUGAGCGACAGCUACGACUCAGAGUUGCAUCAACCGAGUUUCUCGGACAUCAGCUCGUUCUUCGAGGAUCGUGAUUGCAAGCCAGCUCGCAACAAACGUGUUAAACUGGAAGCCUGCAAUGGUGAUGUGAAUAGUGAAGAACUGAACGACGAUGACUUUGAUGAGGAUGCUGCCUCAGAGAUUGAUGAGGAUGGCAACAAUCAGCAUAAACAGCAUAGCGACAGUUGCACACCAGAUCCCAGUCUCUUUACUAUCGAAGUGCUGGACGAUGACGAGGAAAUGGCGUUGCCCAUAAGCAAAAGCAAGCCAAGCAAAUCCAAUAACAGCAGCCUCAAAAGUGAACCCGAUACGAAGCCACCUCAGUUGCAGUUGCAAUCGCAACACCCUACAUCCGAUUUGCCUUUCAAGUACAUCAGCAUGGAUGCUGCCACAAACACCGAGGCAUCGAGCAUCGCUGACGCGGCCGAUGACGCGGAUCGCAUGUUCCUGUUGAGCCUAAUGCCAUUCCUGCAGCGUCUCGACGAGCGUCGCAAGCUACGCGUGCGUCAAAAGCUCCAAAAUGUGCUAAUCGAGGAGUUGGAAUUUGGCUGACAGCCAAGUCGGCGGCGCAACGUUGAACAUAAUUUUAUGGUACAUUUUAAGCUUAGCUUACAGUAUUAAAAUCUUCAACAAAAUGACUGACAAAAAGAAGACACACACACUCUCACACGUUCGCUCUCUCACACACACAUACAUAGUACAUAUGUACAUAGAAUGUAAUCAGUUUUCUAGCAGUAACAAAAAUACAGAAAAAUCUACG